UUGAACGGGCGGCGGGCGCGCUCCCCCCGGCCCGGGGAUCCUCCUCUCCCUCCUUCCUUCCUUCCAUCCCUCCCUCCUUCCCUCCCUCCCCGCGAUGCUGCCGCGGCCGCGCCUCCUCCGCACCUACUCCCGCCGCGCCGGGUACCUGCGCCCGCUGCAGCCGCCCGACCGCUGGAUCUCGCCGCCGCAGGACCGCAAGCGCCUCUUCAGCUCCACCUCGGCCGGUUCCAGCGCCUUGUCCGCACGCUCGGAGGACGACCCGGAUUUCCUGCCGCCCAGCGACUGCCGGCCGCGGGCCGGGGGUAAGCGCCGGGCCUGGGCCCGGCGGCUGCGGGACCGCAGGCGGGAGACGCGGGGGAAGGAGAACCGGGAGCCGGAGCCGUCCCUCUCCUCGCACCCCCCGUCCCUCUCCUCGUCUUCCCCGUCCCUCUCCUCGCCCUCCCCGUCCCCGCCGCGCCGUGCCCGGCGCCGCCGGCAGGGCCCGCCGUGCCCCGCCGCUGCCCCGCUGCUGUGCAGCACCCCGCAAUGGCCGCCCCCGGCCCGGCCCCGCCGCCCGGCCCCGCCCGCCGCCGGCAGCCUCGUCUUGUUCAGCUCCGCCACCGACGGCGGCUCCGGGUCGUGCUCGGGGCUCGGGGACAGCCCCCCGCCCCGCCGCCCCCGCGGCCGCGCCCCGCAGGUCCGGCUCGCCCCGCUCCUGCUCAGCACCACCAUAGAGAGCGGAUCGGGGCUGGAGCACCACCCGCCACCCUCGGGGCAUCGCUCGGGGCAGCGCCCGGCGCUGCGGGGCGCGGACAGCGCCGUGGAGGAGGAGGAGGAGGAGGAGUGGAUCUUACACAAGAGCGCUGAGCCCGACCCGGGUCUGCAGGAGCCCCGCCGUGUGCUGAGGUCGUCGGUGCGGGGGGAACCCUGCUGGGCACAAGCUGCCCCGAUCCCACAGAAAGCCCCAAGCGCUUCGCCGCCCGCUCAGGGUGAGGCACGGCUCGCUGCGCCCUGCGACGGUGCCGCUUCUGAUGGGCCGCGUGAGCAUCUCACCAGAGACUCAGCAAAAGGGAGCUCGAGUUGUCACACAGGCCCAGCCGAGCGGUACCAGCUUGUGCCAGUGGUGGUCUUGGACCGUCAGGAGGUACCAAGGAGGAUGCUGAGCAUGAAGCUCAACAAGAAGGCUGAUGUUCAACCCACCUGCCAGCAGCCAGAAUCUCCUGUGGGCCGCCCAGGAACCUUGGAGAGUAAAUAUAAAAGGACUAAGCCUCUCCAAGGCUCUGGAGAGGGCAGCACCUGCAGGAAAGCCUGUAUCAGUGGCUUCAGCGCCAGCCGCUGGGGGAGGCACCCGAGGCUCCGCCCAAAAAGGCGCAAAAACAAGAGGCAGCAACAGCCUAUCAACUCCUUCCUCAGACCACAGGCAAAGCAAAAACGAGCGCAGAGGGAGAUGUCUGUAGAUGUAAGAGAUAAUGACUGUUCACUCCUCAAUAGCUCGUAUUCCUGGGCCAGAGUUCGAGCGUCCCUGUCCUUCCAUAAGAAGAAGAGAGUGACCACUGAGGACAGUUUCUGCAGCAGCAUCCUCUGCACCCCGGCAGGGAGAUCCCAGCUGUCAGGGUACCAAGCCAGCCUGUCGGCUGGGAGGGCUCAGGGCUGCUCCUGGUCCGCCUCCUCCAUGAUCCUGCUGGCUCCCAGGGAUUCCUCUGUCCUGGAGCUGAUGCUUACAGACGCAGAGAAGGUGUUUGGGGAAUGCCACCAGGAAGGGCCCAUUGCUUUUGAGGAAUGCAUUCCUUUAGAUAAGAUGAAAGAUUGCAAGAAAAUUGGAGAAGGGGUGUUUGGAGAGGUGUUCCAGAUCAACAGUGAGAGAGGACCCGUGGCCCUAAAAAUAAUUCCCAUUGAAGGGACUGAGAAAGUAAAUGGUGAAGCUCAAAAGAGCUUUGGGGAGAUUCUGCCUGAGGUAAUAAUUUCAAAAGAACUCAGUCUUCUGUCUGAGGAAUCUGUGAAUAGGACUGUUGGGUUCAUCAGCCUGUACUCUGUGCACUGUGUCCAAGGGGCCUAUCCCAAGUAUCUCCUGGAAGCCUGGGACAAAUACCACAAAAAAACGGGAUCAGAAAACGACCGGCCAGACCUUUUUGGGGACGAGCAGCUCUUCAUGGUUCUGGAGUUUGAAUUUGGAGGCAGUGACUUGGAGCACGAGAGGUGCAGUUUCUCCUCAGUGCAAUCAGCAAAAAGCAUUUUGCACCAGGUCACUGCCUCCCUGGCCGUGGCAGAGCAGGAGCUGCACUUCGAGCACAGGGACCUGCACUGGGGGAACGUGCUGGUAAAAAAAACAGACGCAAAGGAACUUCAUUAUGUGCUGAAUGGGACAACACACACGAUCCCCACAGCAGGGAUUCACAUCAACAUCAUCGACUACACCCUGUCCCGGCUGGAGAAGGACGGGCUGACCGUGUUCUGUGACCUCUCCACGGAUGAGGAGCUGUUCCAAGGCACAGGGGACUAUCAGUUUGACAUCUACAGGCAGAUGAAAGCGGAGAAUUCCAACUGCUGGACAGACUAUCACCCUCACAGCAACGUCCUCUGGCUGCACUACCUGGCAGAUAAACUUUUGAAUGACAUGAGAUACAAGAGAAAGGCAACAACUCCUGCCCUGAAGAAAAUAAAGAUGCAGCUCACCAAGUUCCACAAGGAGGUGCUGACCUUUGAGUCUGCCCACGAUGUUUUACUCAACAGCAGCCUCUUCCAGUGACCAAGAACUAGGUCACUGAUAGUGCAUUUCUCCUCUGCUUUUUUUUGGAUACAUGAUCUUUUUACAUGUUGGCACAAUGAAGUGUUAUGAUUCCCAGUGUGAAUAAUACACUAUAAAAAAAAAGAGUCUAAAAAAAUCCCCUCAAAAAGUCUUCUGCUCUAAGAUGUUUCCAUAUCUACUGUUUUUGAGGGGUGGUGGAGGGGAGACAACCCUUCCUGUUGACUUCUGUCAACUUUUGUCAAGUGAGAGAAAGAUCUUUGAGAAAGAUUUGAAUAAAUAAAUAAAGGCUCAAUAAAUGCUUUGAAUUU
Messenger RNA from Neopelma chrysocephalum (saffron-crested tyrant-manakin), 3033 nucleotides. RefSeq names its product histone H3 associated protein kinase (gene HASPIN). NCBI's taxonomy places the organism in Eukaryota, Metazoa, Chordata, Aves, Passeriformes, Pipridae. The record is from RefSeq and is a predicted model, not a curated record. Gene Ontology annotation, molecular function: histone H3T3 kinase activity; ATP binding. Gene Ontology annotation, cellular component: nucleus; cytoplasm. The transcript has a single exon. Gene Ontology annotation, biological process: protein phosphorylation; mitotic cell cycle; intracellular signal transduction. Bases 95 to 2725 code for a protein of 876 amino acids.